UAUGAGAAAUCAACACAGUCACACUUUCUUUCUCUCAGCUCAACACUCACACUUUUGUACGUCCACUCAAAAUCAUAUUUAGUAGAAACAAACACGAAUCUCCUUCCUUAGUGUUUUUUCCAUCUGCAAUUUUAUUUUACAAUACAACCAAGAAAAAUAAAAUGGACAAGAACAAAGUUGCCAUUAAUCUCAAACACCUUCCUCCAAUCGACCCCAACUCCUCCUUCAAGGGUAAGCCAAACAAUUCUAAAAUGGCAAAGCCCAAAUCCAAUCAGCGAAUGAAGUUGGUUGAUUCUGUUGAAAGCAUUGUUCAAAAUCCAACUUUGAAAGACAUUGUUGUUGCUGUUGAAGACAAAUCUAAAAAGACUGAGACUUUAGGGAACACUCCUACUCCAGAUGAAGAAGAUAUGAAGAAAGGUUGUGGUAGGUCAAAGUUGUAUGAGAUCUGUGCUGCUAAGCAUUUGAAGCCUCCUGUAUUUGAAUGUUGUAAAGAGGAAGGACCAUCUCAUCUCAGAAUGUUCACCUUCAAGGUUACUAUGGAUAUAGAGAAAGGCGAAGCAUCUAAAAACAUUAUAGAGGUCUAUGGUGCUCCUCAUCAAAAAAAGAAAAUGGCAGCAGACGACGCAGCUGAGGGUGCAUUGUGGUACUUAAAGCAUAUAGGUUUUGUUACGAAGAAGAAAUAAAUAAAUUACAAAUUACUAUUACAGUUUUUUAUAUAACCAAAAAGGUACAUACGUUGGACUAAAUAAUAUACCUUUUUGCUUAUAUAAAAAACCCGAGGAAGUAUCGUAUAUCAUCAACAGCCAAGGCCACCACUGCCACAAAGUUAUUUCAUUCUUCGGUGAUGCUCUCUAGACUCGGUUGCCAGUACUCAGAAGACCAUGCUCUCUUAGGAGACCCUCUUUUUGCUGCCAAAUCUGUUUUCCUCUUCCUGUUUAGUGUACUGCUAUCCCGACGGUUGGUGUGUUUCUAGUCUCAUCAAGUAAAGAACCGAUUGUAAUUUCACGAGCAGGAGAAGGAGAGUUCCUCGGAGAAAGACCUUGAAGCUUUCUUAUUGUGCUUAUCGGUACUAUAUAGAACUUUUGUCCGAGCAUGAGCAUGGUGUCUGGUUCAACAAUUGCCCAUGGUUGUUGGAAUAUGAACGGAUGCGCAACACAGCAUCUCGGGUUGCGGCACAUAAUCUCAGCUGCAGUCACAGGUCUGUCAUGGAGCUCAACCCGACCGCCAGGAUAGACAAUUCGGAGAAGCAUGGUCUUUGAAUUAUUAGUACAAAUCCAGCUUGAGGAUGGCAUGGCUUCUCUGAGGAAGAGGUUAAAGUGGGAGCAAGCUUCUUAACCUCAUUGGGAAGAUUUGAAGAAUAUAAGUAGCUCAUCAAGCUCAACCGAAUAAAACAAAAUUAUAAGAUAUGUGGUUUACUUUGUCAUCAUAAAAUAUACUCUUCUUGGUCUUGGCUGUUACUGAUAUCAUUCAUUGAUAAUAUCGUAACAUUUGUUUCACAUGGUGGCAUAGUAGAUAGGAUUUGUUUGCAUGUUUUUCUCUUGUUUUCAUUUACUGUUAUGCAUUUGUCUCUUAAGCAUUUUUUUCACCGUAUGUAAAAGUUUCAUACUAGAUGCCCCUCUCCUUUGUUCAAA
This is a messenger RNA of Cicer arietinum (chickpea), 1631 nucleotides long. Its product is annotated as ribonuclease 3-like protein 1. The record is from RefSeq and is a predicted model, not a curated record. Lineage: Eukaryota; Viridiplantae; Streptophyta; Magnoliopsida; Fabales; Fabaceae.